Messenger RNA from Nymphaea colorata (pocket water lily), 1499 nucleotides. RefSeq names its product thiol protease SEN102-like. Bases 115 to 1185 code for a protein of 356 amino acids. The record is from RefSeq and is a predicted model, not a curated record. Gene Ontology annotation, cellular component: lysosome. Lineage: Eukaryota; Viridiplantae; Streptophyta; Magnoliopsida; Nymphaeales; Nymphaeaceae. The transcript has 4 exons. Gene Ontology annotation, molecular function: cysteine-type endopeptidase activity.
CAAUUCCCCAUCGUCUUCCAUUCCUUCUUCUGCUUCUCCAAUUCCCCAUCGUCUUCCAUUCCUUGUUCUUCUAUAAUAACCAAAAGAAUUCAGUUCCUAGAAGAUCCAAGUAAAAUGCGGAUUAAAUCCUUCUCUUUGGCUCUGCUGAUAAGCUUGGUUCUCGCCGGUGCGGCAGACAGCAUCACGUUCGAUCAGAAGGAUCUGGAAAGCGAAGAGAGCUUGUGGGGUCUGUACGAGAGGUGGAGGAGCCACCACAGCGUUUCCAGGGACGUCGACGAGCUGCUGACGAGAUUCAAUGUCUUCAAGCACAACGUUAAGUUCAUUCAUGAGUUCAACAAGAAGGGCAGCUCCUACAAACUGAAGCUCAACGACUUCGGCGACCUGACGAACCAGGAGUUCCGGUCGCUCUACGCCAACUCCAAGAUCAAUCACCACAGGCUGCUGCAGGGAAGUCAGCGUCCCUCGGCUGCGGCCUUGCAGCGCGACGCGGGGGAUGAUCCUCCUCCGGCCAUCGACUGGAGGGCCCUCGGCGCUGUUACGGAAGUCAAGAACCAGGGGAAAUGCGGUAGCUGUUGGGCAUUUUCUACAGUCGUUGCAAUCGAAGGCAUAACACAGAUCAAGACCAAAAAAUUGGUUUCCGUAUCAGAGCAGGAGUUGGUUGAUUGUGACACCGGCAAUGGUGGCUGCAACGGUGGUUUGAUGGAAAAGGCUUUCGAGUUUGUGGAAAAGAAUGGAGGAUUGGCUCUCGAAAAGAAGUACCCCUACACAGAGAAACAAGGCAAAUGCAAUGUCUCCAAGCUGAAAAUCAAUGACGUAACCAUCGACGGCCAUGUCUCCGUCCCUGAGAAAAAUGAGAGUGCUCUAAUGCAAGCGGUCGCCAAGCAACCUGUUUCUGUUGCUAUUGAAGCCAGCGGUACUGCUUUCCAAUUCUACAGUGAGGGAGUGUUCACUGGACCAUGUGGAACAGAGCUCGACCAUGGAGUCGCCAUUGUUGGAUACGGAACUGAAGCCGAUGGAACCAAGUAUUGGAUAGUGAAGAACUCGUGGGGAUCCGGGUGGGGUGAGAACGGAUACAUCAAGAUGGCCCGUGAGAUAUCAGAACCUGAUGGGCUCUGUGGCAUCGCUACGUAUGCAGUAUACCCCACUAAAUCUUCUGCAACUCAAUGGGUUGAUGAUGAACUGUAGAAGAGGAUGCACUGCAACCAUGAAACGCCAAACUGCAACUCUUUUGAUCAUGGAAUAUUAGGUUAAUUAGGAGAUUGGAAUCCUUCCGCCAUCCAUCCUUUACGUCCAUGGACUUGUUAUGAGUGUUGGUCCAAAAAUAAUCAGAGUGGGGAUUGGAUCGUAGUCAGACUUUGUGCAUGUAGGGGAUCUAGAUGUAUAGCGUUUCAGGAAAAAAUGUCCUAUUUUUCUUUGCUUUUUUUUUUCCUAUGCUUGCUUGUGAAAGUGUGAUGCUUUAAAUUUGAUCGAUAAUAAUGUUUUGAGCUACGAAAGUGUUU